Molecule: messenger RNA, 2691 nt
Organism: Nilaparvata lugens (brown planthopper)
Lineage: Eukaryota; Metazoa; Arthropoda; Insecta; Hemiptera; Delphacidae
Gene: eIF2Bdelta
Product: translation initiation factor eIF-2B subunit delta
Exons: 10
Coding region: 304-2643 (779 amino acids)
Source: RefSeq, a predicted model, not a curated record
GAGUGAUAUUCUGUAUUGUAGAGGUUAUAAAGUUUAUCAAAUUGCAGAUUUAUCUUUCCUAACCAGUCAUAUUGUUUAAUCGUAAGUUAAAAUCAAAGUUUUUAAUUAAUUCAUGAAAUGUAUACAAACUCCUCAUCAAGUUUACUGUUGAAUGAUCAUUUUUCAAAAGUAUAGUAAGAAUUACAUCAUCAAACCAGAGUAAAAAUGGAGAGCACUCGAGAACGUUAAAUUCAUCAUCCAGAUCAAUUACAAUAAACGAUUCCUUUGGGGAUCUUGGACGUUGAAUUGAAAGGAACGUAAUUAAUGAGUACAGAGAUCAAUACGAAUGGUAGUGCUAAGGCACAGCAAUCAUCCAACAUCUGUGUCGGUCCAUCGAGCUCAGACCCUACAAAUUCAAAUCCAUUGAGUAAAUCAAAGAAGCGACGUCUCAGAAAAAAGAAGAAAAAGCCCUUGAAGUCGCCUGAUGCUCCCGACAAAGCUUUGACAGAGCCGAACUCAGCUUCCACUCCCGUUGUAAAUCCAUCAUCCAACGGAAUAAAACAGAAUCUAUCAAAAAGUGAGAAUAUUGAAAAAUCUGUUCCAGAGAAAAAGAACUCUCCUAAAAAAGUGAUUGAUAUUUCUCGUGGUGGUGACAAAUCAAAAUCUAUUAGACCUGCUGGUGCUAAUCCAAAUACGAUCCAGAGUGACAAGUCUAGAUCGGAAAACUCCAAGAAACAAAUCAAUACGGUUUCUGAAUCGAUACGAUUGGAUGGUGGUAAGCAGGAGAAGAAAUCAAAAGGGAAUUGCGGUCCAGAUAGGCCUAGUUCUCUCACUGAGGUGAGAAACGUUCCCAUCAAUUCUGAUCCUAGUAUCGACAAGAAUUUGUCGUUGGAGGGCUCAUCAGCAAUUGCUGAGAGAUUAGCAAUUGUAGAGAAGCUAUUUGAUAGUCCUGCUUUUUCUCAUAUUGUUGAUAGAAUUCAAGUAGAGACUGAUACGAGGCAAGACCAAUCUAGAGUUAGUGACUCACCAGUCAAUCAAAAACCUCCAGUUUCAGCUGAACCAAAAGUUAGCCAACUGAAUCAAAAGCCAGCAAACAUGAAUACAAAGUCGAGGGAAGAGGUGAUGGCCGAACGAGAGGCCAAAAAAGCAGCAAAAGCUGCCGCCAAGGCUGCCAAGUCAAAGCCGAAAUCAGCUGAUGUUCCCGUUGAUAGUGCCAAUAAACCUGCUCAAUGUGCCGAGAAGGACACAAAGAUACCAACUUCUCAAAAUGAGGUAGCUGCCACUGAAGAUGCAACUAAGGUAAUUCAAGAGACAAGCACAGUGCCGAGUCGAGUGUCGGAUGUCGUGGAUGGAACGGCCAUGCAUAUGAAACGAAACCUUGCGCAGCUCAUAAACCACCAAGUACCAGAAACGAAGAAAGAUGUACCUUUGAAAAUCGAAGAGGUGAAAAAGUCUGAACCACCCACAGAGAAGAGUAAAGCCGAGCUGAAAGCUGAGAGGAGAGCUAAGCAGGAAGCACAGAGAGCAGCAAAGGCAGCAUCCAAGGCAGCUGAUCCUGACCAAGCCAAGAAAACCGAGGAGAAGAUAGAAAAACAAGUCAAGGCAGCAGUAGAAACUGUUAAAGAGAAGGUUGUACGACUGCAUGAAUCAAACGUGCCAAACAGUGAGGGUCAGUAUAUGAUCAAACUCUUCAGUCAUCUUCGUUUGAACAAGGAAAGAUUAAAAGAAGAUUAUGAAAAUCUACAUCCAGCAAUCAUCAAGCUGGGAAUUCAGUAUGAAAGUAGAAUAGUUUGUGGAUCAAAUGCUCGAUGCGUUGCUCUGCUGUAUGCAUUAAAAAAAAUGUUGAGCGAUUAUUGCACGCCGUCGAAACAAGAGUUUGCUCGAGGAGUGGAGAGUGUGGUGGCUCGGUCGCUGGCCUACCUGGACCAGUGUCGCCCCGCCUCCGUCUCCAUGGUCAACGCCGUCAGGCACAUUAAGCGCCAUCUCACUCAGAUACCCAACACACUCUCCGAUUUGCAGGCAAAACAAAAAUUGUACGAUGUAAUCGAUACGUACGUGAGAGAGCAGAUUGACGUAGCCGGCGAAGCAAUAAGCAACACUGUGCAGAAGAAAAUAACAGACGGCGAUGUAAUAUUGACUUAUGGCUGCUCGUCACUUGUACGCAGAAUCUUGACAGAAAGUCACAAAAGCGGCACUAAGUUCUCGGUGAUUGUAGCGGACGGCGCGCCCUGGUUCGAGGGCCGCGAAAUGCUGAAGCGGCUGGUGAAAGAAGGCCUCACAUGCAGCUAUGUGCCCAUUUCAGCCGCCAGUUUUGUCAUGAGAGAGGCGAGUAAAGUAGUAGUUGGAGCGCAUGCGUUGUUGGCGAACGGAUGUGUGGUGUCGCGUGCGGGCACAUCGCAGCUGGCAUUGUUGGCACGCUCCUACAAUGUCGCCGUCCUUGUCUGCUGUGAGACGCACAAGUUCUCCGAACGCGUGCAGACCGACGCUUUCGUCUACAACGAACUUGGAGGUGUUGAGAGAGAACAAAAGGAGAAACGACUGAGCCUAGCGUACGACCUGACCCCUCCCGAUCUGGUGACAGCCGUCGUCACAGAGGUGGGCAUUCUGCCCUGCACCAGUGUCCCUGUCAUUCUACGCAUCAAGCCAUCUGAGUCUGUUGUUUGAGAUCUUAUUAGUGAAUUAUUUUUAAAUAUUAAAAUGCGUAUAUAACUA